UCAGAAGUCCAGCAAAUGCUCUUUCUCCACAUAAACAGUUUCUUGAAGGAGCAUUUCAAUCCUGUCUGGGCCAGUUUCAACAAAAGUCUACAGGACCUGUCCAUUGCUCUGCACAAUCUUUCCCAGAGUGUGGAAGCUAACCGGAAGAGCAUAGAGCGAUUCCAAGAAAGUUCUGUGCCCAGAAAAGAUUUCCAAGAACUAGGGACAAAGUUCGAAUCCAAAGUCCAAGCCAAUGUUCUGAGGGCCGACCAGAUGAAGCGAGAAAUGGAUCAUCAUAACUACCUGCAACAAGCCUCCAUCCAUUACAAUCUUACGAUGAUCAAAGCGGAUACGGACCUGAAGCUCAAGAGACACCACAAGCUGCAGCAGUCUUUUUUAUUGGCUUUAAACAACAGUUUGGCCGACAUGAGACAAGAGCAAAAUAAGCUCCGUGGUGAGUUUGAGCUCCUAAACAGAAAUGUUGCAAUGUUCCCAAGGCAAUUGGGCAAUCAGGGUGAGGGGUUUGCUGAUAUAGAUAUGCAGAGCUUCAAUCAGACUUUGGAAAAACAUGCUCGGGAGCUAAAGACACUUUAUGAGGAGUCUGAAAAAGACUAUGAAGAACUAACAGAUUCCAUCACAAGGCUAAAAGACAGCUCAAAACGUGACAUAGAGGACUUCCGAGUACGAUUAAUAGAAGGGAGUCUCAUGGUCGAUGAAUACAGAGAAGAUGUAGAAAGGAGGAUUUUCGUUCUUAAUAAUAGUCUGGCAGAUAUUCAGGAAAAUUACCAGAGUCUACAGAAGUCCAUGAAGACAUGCUGUUGUGAAGACCAGCCUUCAAGUACUAAUGUGGAAGACUUAAAGAACAUCACUGAGAUGCAUGGAGAACAUCUGAAGCAUCUGGAGGCACGUUUAAAAGAUCUCACUGCUGCUUUCCCGCUUAUCCACCAAUCUUUGGAUUUCCAGCAAGAGCAAAGUUGGAAGCUACAAGAUGGCUUGUCUCUCUUAAAAAACCAUUCAGAAGUUUUUUCUGAGGAGAUUGAUAUGGUGAAAAAAGCCGACGAGAAGAUGCGGGACCAUGUGACGUAUCUCAACAGUUCUUUUAACUCAUUGCUGGUGGAUGCAUUGAGACAUGAGAAGGCCCUUGAGAUCCUGCUUGGAGAGGAAAUUUUGGAACACCUAUCUGAAGAAGAAGAGGUAAUUCUAUCCACAGAUCAACUUCCUGUGAUGAGCAUCAAAUUAAUUUCUGACCAUCUCAAGAAGCAAAGUAUGACACUAGAAUCUUUUAAGAAGAGAAUAGACUUUUGGGAAGCAGAUCAUGAAAAUAAUCCACAUGAUCAUAAAUCUUCGAAAGAUCCUGAUACUGAGAAACAAAUAGACCACAAUCCCCAACAUGGUAGAGUAGAAUAUAUGGAGCCAAACCAUGAAGCUGUCAUGGAGGAUGCCUUAGACAAUCCAGCAUACCAUGACAUCACAACCCUAAAAAGAGAGAUUGGCCACCUUACCAAAGAGAUGAAGAAAUUUGAAUUGCAUUGGGAUCAUAUUCAUUCCUGCUGCAAUCAAACUGAGGCCAACCUAGGGGACCUCCUCAGCGUUUCAGUGAAGGAGGUGAAGGAAGAUCUUGUAUCAGCCCAAAAAAACUUUGAAGAACAUCUAGCGAUCUUUCAGAAAUUAUUUGGAAAUAGUAAGGAGUUGGCUGCCUCAAACAUAAGCCUGGAUGUAGCAAAGCUCCAGUUGCUGUUGAGUAGAAAAACGAGGAAGCAUUUUAAGGAGCAAGAACAGCAAAACAUGAAGAACAAGAAAGAGGUCCAUGGCCACAGAGAAGUCACUUUGAAUGGAAGAAACAAGAUAAAUGGAGAGACAUUGGAGGAAGGCACCACGGUGGCUUUCUAUGUGCAAUACGCUGAAGAUAAAGAAAAGCCCUCUGUCCUUAACCGCACCUACCUUAACUACGGAGGAGGUUACUCUUACGAACAGAGCUGCUUCAAGGCAUCUCAUCAUGGGGUUUAUAUGGUGGUGGUAGGUGCCGAGUUUCCUCCAGGACCUGCCUUGGGACAACUGGUCUUCAGCAACGGCCACAAAAUGACUCUCAUAAACAACAAGAAGCGGAAAUCCAGUGGUGGCUACACAACUGUCUUCGCUCUGGUGGAACUGGAGAAGGGGGACUUGAUGUGGUUUGAACUGGUGCAAGGGGACACAGUGAGACAGAACACAGCUGGCCUGAGCAUGGCAGGAUUCCUGCUCCUGAAAACCUGAGAAGGGGCACCUUGGUGACAUCAGGGGGUCUUCCUGCGAGCGCAGGUGGUUUGAUGUUUCAAUGAAUGGCCUGUUUUCUCUGCGCUAGGACAUUAGUCCAGCAAUGCUUUCUAGAAGGACUUCAGUAGCUGCUUAGCCACAGCUCAAGCGAGGUGGAGUUGCAGAAGACAAUUGGUUUCUUCAACUAGCUACCAGGCAGGUGCUUGUGACGUUUUUUCCCCUUUAUGGUCCUCAACAUUCUUGUGUUGCCAGCCGCCCCAGAAUUGUUGGAGACAUGAGACAGGCGGCAAAUACAUUUUAUAAAUAAAAACUCACUUCCGAUCCCAACGCCCACAGUUUGCAAAGCCAGGCUAUGAGUAGGAAGAGAGAGUAACGCUUCUAGAACCCAUCCAUGGAAAAAGCCAACUUUGUGCAUCACUUUAUCCAAACAAACUACUGUAUUUUUCGGAGUAUAAGAU
Messenger RNA from Thamnophis sirtalis, 2690 nucleotides. The record is from RefSeq and is a predicted model, not a curated record. NCBI's taxonomy places the organism in Eukaryota, Metazoa, Chordata, Lepidosauria, Squamata, Natricidae.